UUUUGUGCAAACCUUACUGCUGCAUGCUUUACAAGUGUGUCUUACGUUACAGGGUGCAUUUUUAGUGCUAACAUAAUUCAUCUAAGCGUGACAUUACUGGUAUGUGUUGGACAAUCCAGUCAGUUAAAUAGUGCAGCUGAGCCAACACACAGUGUCUGCUCCUUGUAAAGAGCAUUAGAAAAUGUAAGGGAUCUCUACAAGCCAGAACCAUUUUCACUUCAUAUCUGCAGACUAUGAGCUAGGCUGGACAUGGACUUUCCAAAGCAUUCCAUCCUGCAGGCCUUAAGCGUGAUGGUCUUGGCCUGGAUGUUGGUGCAUUGCCAGAUUCCUGUCCAACCAGAAGAAGAGGAGGAAGAGCCAGCAAAGGAAGCUGACAACACCGCAGUUGAACCAAUCGCAUGCCCAUCCGAGUGCAGCUGCUCCACCGAGGGAUCAGUGGACUGUGCAGGACUUGACCUCACAGAGUUCCCAGAAGAAUUGUCUGAAAACACCAAACAGCUUUCUCUGCAGAAUAACAAGAUAAAACAGAUAACAGUGGAGCACAUUUCCCAUCUGCAUCAGCUUGAGACUCUUAACCUUCAGAACAACUGGCUCACCACAGAUGGUCUUGAGGACGAGGGCUUUGAGACACUUGAAAAGUUGGCUUAUUUAUAUUUGGCAAAUAACAAGCUUACUUCUGCUCCAGUGAUCCUUCCUUCUUCUUUAGUUAGUGCCGAUUUCGCUGCUAAUCAGCUCAUAAGGAUCUACCCAUAUACUUUUGGGCAGAAACCAAAACUAAGGUCUGUGUAUCUUCAUAACAACAAACUGACCGAUGCAGGACUUCCUGAUCACAUGUUUAAUGCUUCUGACAACCUGGAGAUUCUCACCAUGUCCAGCAACUUCCUGCGGGUUGUUCCUGGUAACCUGCCCUCCAGUCUUCAUCGCCUUCAUCUAAAGAGUAACAAGUUGGAGAAAAUCCCACCUGGAGUCUUUGACAGUUUACACAACCUCAGAGAAUUGUACCUCCAGAACAAUCUGCUCAGCAAUGAAGGGAUGGACAAUGAGACUUUCAGCCAACUGAGUAGUCUUGAAUAUCUCGAUCUGUCCAACAACAACCUCAGUGUUGUUCCCAAGGGUCUGCCUCGCAACCUUGUGUUACUUCACCUGGAGAAGAAUGACAUUCAACGCAUCCCUGGAGAUGCCCUCACCUCUGUGAGGAAUCUGGAAUACCUGCUCCUACACAAUAAUAAACUCCGUUCUCGUUCUAUUCAUCCAACAGCCUUCCAGGGCUUGAAGAAGUUGCACACUCUCCACUUGUACAAUAACUUGUUGGAACGCGUUCCCAGGGGCUUGCCUCGACGCGCUAAGACACUUAUGCUUCUCCACAACUUUAUUUCUGAGAUUGGUCGAAAUGACUUGGCCUUACUUUACACCCUGACAGAGUUGAAUCUCAGCUACAACAAGCUCACGAGUGCUAAGGUACACCGUGAUGCAUUCAGGAAGCUGCGAAUGCUGGAAACUCUUGACCUGUCUGGGAAUGCCCUCCAGACGGUGCCAGUGGGUCUCCCUCGAAGUCUGCAAGUUCUUGAAAUCAAGAACAAUCAGCUCAGCUCAAUACCAGAUGGAGCCCUGACAGGCAUGGAGAAGCUUCAAAGGUUGAUGCUGAGUGACAACCAAUUAAAACUCAACUCAGUGUACCCAGGAGCCUGGAUGGAACUCAGAGCGCUCACGACACUGGAUCUCUCUGGAAACUGGCUCACACACAUACCAUCUGACUUACCCGAGUCUCUGGAGUACCUUUACCUACAGAGCAAUCGCAUUUCCAGUGUUCCUGCUUCCGCUUUUGAAGGCACGCCAAACAUCAAAGGUAUUUUCCUGAGGUCUAACCGCCUGCCUGAGAGCUCAGUGGAUGAGAGUGCUUUCGCACACCUGGUCAACUUGCAAGUGCUGGACUUUGGUACAGGGAACCCAGAGCUUUGCUGUACGAAAGAGGAAAUGGAGAUUGAUCAGAUGAAGGCGGAGGUGCGAGACACAUAGGACACACACUUAGCCAAACAGACACUGGACUGUAUUUUGCCAAGAACAGAACAUGCUUCAAAGGGACAUGGAAUCUGUGCUGUCACUUAAUUCUGGUGCAGGAUACCGGAUGAAGUGACUUUCAGUUUUAUAGAGUACAUAUCCUCAUACCUGAAAUUGAAUAUGUGCUUUUGAUGCUAAACAUAUAUCACAAAUUAGAUGUCUGUGCUUUGUUUUAAAAUAUACCUUUGUUACAUCCAGUGCUAACGUUUUCAUGCGAAUGUUUCUAAAUCCAAAACAAUGUAUGAAAUGCACAAGAUAUACCAAGUUUCCUUAGUUCUUUGUUUUUCUUGGUCAAUUUGGAGCUUCUUGAACUGCCUUCCACCUUUAAAAUGCAAUUUUGGUUUAAUUACUGUGGACCAGUUGGUGUUUGAAUACCAAACUGGGCUUUCUGCACAGUUUGGAGGAAUUCAUCUGAAUUCUGAACAAAUUGGCUAGCUAAUAGCUAGCAGGGCUACGACCAGUUGGAAUUUGUUGUGAGACAACUUGCAAGUCAACUGUGUGUCAUAUGAAAGCUCAUCGUGAAAAUAAUUUACCACAGAUCGCCUGUACUGACAGUUGUUUCAGCACUUAUUUCUUGUUAUUCAAAUGAUGUAAAACCUCAUAAUAAAUGCAGCUAGACAGGUUCUUUACAUAUAUACUCGUUAACAACAAACUGUGCAUUGAUUUAGCAUGAUGACAUUUGUCAUGCUGCCAUAUGCUUUGAAAUGAAAUAUGUUUAUUGUUAUUAUUAAUUAGAGCAAAUAAGCAUUACCUUCAUUGUUGGACCUUCAAAUUAAUUUUGUUUCUGAGACUUCAGUCUAUUUGUGUUGUUUACAGACAGCCAUGAUUUUAUACAAAUGUUUAUCCUGUUACCAUUGCUGCACUGUUAUAAACACAGUGUCACUUUUCCAUCAUCCAGCCUGCAUUCACUGACAGAAAGCAAUAAAUUAUUUAAAAAAUGCA
Molecule: messenger RNA, 3000 nt
Organism: Nothobranchius furzeri (turquoise killifish)
Lineage: Eukaryota; Metazoa; Chordata; Actinopteri; Cyprinodontiformes; Nothobranchiidae
Gene: podn
Product: podocan
Molecular function (GO): protein binding
Source: RefSeq, a predicted model, not a curated record